Messenger RNA from Xenopus laevis (African clawed frog), 4286 nucleotides. It is a transcript of the gene igdcc3.S, whose product is annotated as immunoglobulin superfamily, DCC subclass, member 3 S homeolog. The record is from RefSeq and is a predicted model, not a curated record. Bases 305 to 2599 code for a protein of 764 amino acids. The transcript has 14 exons. Lineage: Eukaryota; Metazoa; Chordata; Amphibia; Anura; Pipidae.
GCUGGAUCUUUUGUUCCCCAGAAAGGGCCUCAAGAGAACUGUGAUGAGAGGGAGGGGAGGGGGACCUGGGAGCUGCUGGUUCAGUGCACUCACACACUCACACGGAUGUCUCUCUAGGAGCAAGGGGGAUGUUGGCAAUUUUUAAUGCAUGCUCAAGAUGAUGCAAACGUGUCCCCAAUUGUCCCAGUGAGGAGUGACUGAGCCCCCUGGCUGUUCUUUGUGCGUCUGUUCUCUCUCUCCGAUCUGCUCUUGCCUUGCAAAAUUCGCCUGUUUUUUUUUUUUGGAAACACUACAAAGUCAACCUAUGGCUUGGGGAGGCUGUGCGUGGUCCUUUGGAUUUACAGGAGGACUGAUUAUAUCUAUCCUGGGUUACUGUUACUCAGUGGAGUUGGUGUUCACAGUGGAACCCAGUGAUGAAGUUGCUGUACCAGGACAACCCUUGACCCUUCUCUGUUCGGCAGAUGGCGUGCAACCAAUCACCAUCACAUGGAGGAAGAAUGGCUCCCCUAUUUGGAAUGAGGCCCAUGUACUACCUUUGCCUAAUGGCACACUCUACAUUCCACUAUUCAACUCUGAGCAGGAAGAUGAACCCUCUGACCAAGGAGAAUAUGACUGUGUGGCACAUAAUCGAUUUGGGUCGGUGGUAAGCCGCAAGGCUAAAAUACAGUCAGCAGUCAUGUCUGAUUUCUACAUCUUCCCACGAGAUACAAUUCUAGAAGAGGGUGGUGUAGCUAGAUUUCAGUGUCAGAUCCACGGGCUACCAGAACCAGAAAUUGUGUGGGAAUGUAACGGGAAGAUUAUUGAUACCCAGAACCUCAGGUAUACCCUACUGCCUACUGGUGUCCUGCAGAUAACUGCGCUGCGUGCUGAAGAUUCUGGUAUAUACAGAUGUGUAGCCACCAAUGCAGCAGGAGUGAAGUAUAGUCCUUACGCUACACUGACAGUCACAGAUUUCCAUUCCAAUGGUUACAAAGACCCAAUGAUCCUGGUUGGCCCCGAGAACCUCACUAAGACCGUUCACCAAACAGCAAUCCUUGAAUGUAUGGCCACAGGGAACCCUCGUCCCAUUGUAUCCUGGAGCCGACUUGAUGGACGCCCAAUAGGAGUGGAAGGUAUACAGGUGGUAGGGAAUGGGAACCUCAUGAUUUCAGACUUGACUGUUCAUCACUCUGGUGUCUAUGUGUGUGCUGCCAACAAACCUGGAACUAGAGUGCGCCGGACAGCACAAGGGCGACUGGUAGUGCAAGCUCCAGCUGAAUUUGUCCAACACCCACAGUCAAUAACUCGGCCUGUUGGUACUACCGCCAUCUUCACUUGCUUGGCACAGGGAGAGCCAUCCCCUCAGAUCACUUGGUUGAAGAAUGGCCAGGAAUUGGAACCCAGUGGACACAUCAAGUUAAAGAACAACAACAGCUCUCUCACCAUUUCUGGAAUAAGCCAGGAGGAUGAGGCUAUCUACCAGUGUGUAGCACAGAAUAGUGCUGGUUCCAGCCAAGCUAGUGCCCGUCUGUCUGUGCUCUGGGCAGAGGGCUUGCCUGGUCCACCCCAAGGCAUCAGAGCCACCACUGACUCAUCCACUUCCAUCCUAGUCUCCUGGAGCGAACCACUGGAGAACACAAGGGAAAUAAUUGGCUAUGUGGUGCACAUCCGGAAAAUUGCAGACCCUCUACAAAUGGAAUAUCAAGAGGCAGUGAGCAAGGACACUUUACAACAACUGGUGACAGACCUUGAACCUUCCACUACUUAUAGCUUUUACAUAAAAGCAUAUACCUCCAGAGGUGCCAGCAAAGCAUCAGUUAGUGCACAUCAAAGGACUCUUGGAGAAGUUCCUGCUGUACCAUCACUGUACAUUAAGGUUUUGAACAGUACAGCCAUCCAGGCCGCAUGGGAACCAUCAAUAAAACUGGGCCAGAUUGAGGGCUUUAAAUUGUAUUACCGCAAGGUACCAACACCAGAUUACACUGGCCCCAUGCUCCUGCCCAGCAAUGUCACAUCUUAUAACAUCUGUAGGCUUGACCCCUUAGUGGUUUAUGAAGUAAAGCUUCUGGCAUUCAACCAACAUGGAGAUGGGAAUUCUACUGUACGCUUUGUGUCCUUAAAGGAAGCAUCAGCACGAGCAGUAUUAAACCCAUCCUGUAACUGUGUGAGUGAUGAGCAGAGGCCUAAAUCCUCUACUACUGGUAUCAUCAUUGGUAUCCACAUCGGAGUGACCUGCAUUAUCUUCUGUGUGCUUUUCCUAAUAUUCGGGUAUCGUGGGAGGCUCAUGAAAUGUAAAUCUGUGCAAGAACAGCGCUCUGUCCCACAGCCAACCAGUGCUGGAAGUGGACGGACUACGGAUGGAGCCACUCAAAAUGGCACUCUUCUGAGGGUUAAUGAGGCACCAGGUUCUAAGGAGAAAGAAAGUGAUCUAAAUGAGAUGGAACAUCUUUUUCCUCAUUCAUCCCCACACCAAGAUGGCAGCACUUUGUGUCCCCCGGUUAGCCCUCUCACUGUGGAGGAGACACUGGUUUCCGCAAUCACGCCGGAUGAAGUCCAAUUUUGCGAGGAAGACCCUCCAGGAACCCACACUCUAAACCUUCCGCCAGUAAAAAGAGACUGAUCCCGUUUGACUACCCUGUAAAUCAGAACUCACCCCAAAUCCUCGUUGCUUUAGCCAGCCUGGUCUGGCAGAGCUUUUUACUCAAUCUCAGGUCUCCAUUUUCUAAACCCAGCAGCCCCUGGCAUCUUUUUGAUAGAGUUUUGUACUUUUUUUUUGUAUGUGAGAACUUAGCACUUAUGGACUGUUGUUCUUAAAAAUACUUUAAGCAGCCAUUUUUUCCCACAACCAUCACAUAUAAAUCACCUGCUUUAAGCCCUUUGGCUGCAGGGCUGAAGGACAUUUUUGGGGAUGUUUUAUGUUGCGACUGGUUUAUAAUUACACUUAUUAGAGAUGAUUGUUAAUGUCGCUGGGAUACUCCCGGUAAGGUCUGCUGCUCUCGAAGUUUGGUCAUAUAUUCAUUUUGUAAUUCCUUGACUGUUAAGAAAGAGAAGAAUAAUGGAUAAAAAGAGUAACAUGAAGUCCGUACAGAGGUGAUUCUCCAAACCUACCUCAACCAGGAUGAAUGUUUUCAAGUACGAUCUGCUUCUUUUUCCUGUCUCUUUAGUAGACGGCCAGUACUGCCCCACAGUGGGCUUUGGUAUUUAGGACAUUUGUUCUAUUUUUAACUUUGGGAUUCAAGGGAGAAUACAGCUGAGCAUUAACUCAAAUUUACCAGAAGGAUCCAUCUAAUAAGGAAUGCAAAAAUAAGGUAUAUUCAGCAUUGUACAGUGAGAGUGAAAAAGUAGUGGUGAAACCAUCACCAAACCUUGAUAAUAACAAUGUGAAAUGUGUUCUUUUUUGCACUGGAAAAUACAGAACUGGUGCCAUUUUAUUGCCCGGUGUGUUGAGACACAUGCUUUCUGCUCCAUGUUCUUAAUAUAGCAGUACACAAAACUGUGCCAGGAGAUAUAAUAUUUAACUAUUUCCCUUAUUGUAUAAGGUUUAUUUAACGCAAGGAGAGUCACAGCACUACCUGUAACUGACUUUUAAAAAUGUAAAUGCUUCCCGUUGGGACCUAACAGGCUACUUGCCCGAGAUAAAACAAUAAACAUACGUUUUAAUAGUUAGGACCAUCUCAGAAAUAUGUAUUACCUAUACUAAAUGUAGCAUGAAGUUUGGAGUAUUUCUAAAUGCUAUUCCUGUCUUCAUUAUCUCCAUGCAUUAAAUGCAUUGUAUCUUAGUAUCUGUCUUGCACAUCAUCCCACAUUACAAAUUGUACCAAGGCCCUCUUUCCUUAAGUUAUCAGUCACUCCAAGCAGUCAGGAGCAAGGCCACCUCACUUAGAUUCCCCAGUAGAAAUGUGAUGCCAGACACUGAGUUAAUCUUGGGGGCAGAAUAGGCCCAGUAUUAACUGAGCCAAAGUCAGUUUUUGCUAUAUUUGCAUAAUGUAAAUGUAUUCGACAAAGUCUUGAAUGAUGAGACUAAACAACAGCCUCAUUGACCAAUGGAAAGGAGGGCAGGAGGGUGUAUAUGUGCAUGUACCACUGCAAUCUGUACUCUGUGGAGGCUUAUAAUGGUAGCACAAGGUGCAAACACAAGGAAGUUCAAGGUAGACAAUACAAGGAGGUGUUCCAGGGCAUAUCCACAGCUCUUUGCACUCCAAAGAAUUGCACCUUGAAGUACAACUAGGAAAUGAUACACCAAAGGGCCGAUUCACUAACUUCGAGUGAAGGGUUCGAAGUAAAAAAACUUCGAAUUUCGAAGUGUU